This is a messenger RNA of Sclerotinia sclerotiorum 1980 UF-70, 1959 nucleotides long. RefSeq lists its product with no specific name. Lineage: Eukaryota; Fungi; Ascomycota; Leotiomycetes; Helotiales; Sclerotiniaceae. The record is from RefSeq and is a predicted model, not a curated record. Bases 1 to 1959 code for a protein of 652 amino acids. The transcript has 2 exons.
AUGCCUUACAACGCCCGAUCAGAUGUUCUCACGGAACCAGUUGCCAAUGGUGGGCUCGAAGACCCACGGGCUGCCAGACAGCGAUCAUUUAGCGAACGGAUGACUUGUCGCGACCUCACUGAUUUUAUAACAAACACGGCGGAGAUAUCGCCACUAAAACCGAGAUACAAUAAAGCGUCCCACAUGCAUAAGCCAAAUAAAGAAUGCCAGACCAAACUCGAUCGGGUCCUCUCCCGGUCUAAGGAAAUUAGGUUGCCUGCCGCCGAACAGGAUGUGCGCCAACCCUUAUCGGACCUCCUACCGGGGCUAAUUGUCACUGGUGGUCUCAGUCGAUCGCCUGCCUUUGAUUGCCUACCUGUCGUGUCCCAUUGGGCUGAGCGCACCGAUGAGCCAUCAGCUGCAGACCCUGCCGCCACCGUACGAAUUUCUUCGACUUGGGAAGCCAUUGAAGUCAUUGGGGAAGGAGCCACCAUGCAGUUCCCACUUGGAGCUCCAUGUUGGUCGCUAAAGUCUCACGGCAUCUCCCCUGUAGAUCCGGGAUCUAGGGGAGUUCUGAGCGCUGCGAGCGAUAUCUCUCGAAUGCGCAACACCCGUGUUGCAGAUGCCGUUGAUUGUGCCCUGGGAUUGCUUUCAGAUGCUUCAGAGCUCUUGGCCGCACGUAACAAGGUGAUAGCGACCGGGAAUCCCGAAUGUCUCGCUUUCGCAGAGGUGCACGAGGUGGUCCUCCCCUCCUGGUGCUCUGCCCGAAAGCCUCUCCCACCUAAGUUGAGCGGCGUGGCACUCUCAAAUGACCGUGCUACCAUCGAUGUUCUUGCCCAGGAGGAUUGCGAAGGGCCGCUACUCAACACCAGCAUCUUCUCCAUGGCGGUGGGCUUUAAUCGCGGUGUCUAUGGAGGCUCGAUUUCAGGUCUGUGGGCAGUAAUGGAUUCGGCCUUUGUCCUCGAUUACUCAAUAGGCAAAGACAGCCCUGAGAUGGCAGAGAAACUAGCUUUUAGUUUUGCCGAAGUCGCGGCUGUUGCUGAAACCGCCGUAUAUGCCGGUGACCAUAUCACUGAUAUUCGAGUUGUCAAGGGCUGCAACUAUUCAUGCUUACGCCAAAAGGCCAUCAUUGAGGACACCAAUCCUGUUGGGUCCCGACCAUGUAUAGUCGUUUGGAAAGACCUCGCCCGGCUGGCCCGUUACAAGCUCGCGGAUGCAGUUUUCUGUCAUGUCUAUUAUGAUUCCGGUGGUGGAGAGCAAAUGGCGGCAAUGGCCGGUCUGGGAUGCGUAGUGCAUGACUGGAUUGAUAUGGGCGCUGAUAUAGCAUGUGGAGAGAUUAGCAACAUCAUCCCUUCACUGACAGGAGGCUCGUUUGCGGAGGAACUACUGGCCGAAGUGUACUCGCGUUUUAUGGGUUCGAUGAUCUGGUACCGUGAUAACGAUCCAUAUAAUCCAGGUGCUCUAUGCAUUUUGUUCACCCACUGGUGGCAACUUGCCAAUUGUCGGCACCGACCUAUUUCUCUCAUGGGCCGAACUGACUUCGAUACUGUCAAGAAAGGCAUCGCCGCAACAAUUCCGGAAGGAAGGCCAUCAUUGGAGCAUUUUCGAGCGUGUGGUACUAAGAUCGAGCGUAGUGAACAUCCACUCGCCAACGCUGAGGCGCGGCUUAAACGUCUUCUUUCCUCAAAUCCAUUGCCGGAAACUCAAGCAGUCAUUGACCUCCUUGUGAAACCAGUUCUUGCCUACGUGAAAGGAGCGGAUCAGCUACCCUUUGAGAAUGAAUACGUGGGCGCCGUCCUCGCUGCCGAAAUAGCUUACCCCCACGGUCAGAAGAUUAUAGAAUUAUGGGACCUGGCGAUUGUCAUGUGGGAAUGUGGGGCCAUGUGGGCCGCCGGGGUGGCAGGUCUUUGCUACACUCAUACGGGAAAGUUCAACUGUGAUAGAGCUCGCGAUGAUUUGUCGGAAACUACUUGGAGUUAA